AUGGGCACUGUGUCGUCGAAGAGUUCCACUUCGACACGGCCAAUAGGCUCUGUCGACGAGGUGCCGAACCACGUGCGGCCUUCCUGCACGGCCGUGUCGAGGAAGACAACAGAGUUGUGCGAGUUCUGCGGGUACGGCGGCGCACAUGCAGCAGCAGCAGCGUAUACAGUUCCACUUACCAGAAGCUUCGUUGCACCGCCAAGGGGAAGGAAAAGAAAGAAAGAAGAAAAACAAAGUCCCAGCCCGGAACCCAAUCCCACACGAGAAAAAGGAUUUUCCUCAGAACGCGCCGCGGGCCGGGGAAUGAAAAGAAACCGGGGCGGCCGCCCCCAAAAACGAGAAAAAGGGCGUGCCGCUCCCCCGGCGCCAUCCUCGGUCGAGGUGGUGGGCGGGCGGUCGCCGCGUGGGGUGGCGCGCCUUUUCUGGGUUUGGGGAUUGCUUUUUGCUGGUGAUUGGUUUUUCUGUUGGGUGCUGUGCGGGGGCGGGCUGCGGUUUUAUUGUUGUGAGAUGGGAGUUGUUUGA
Molecule: messenger RNA, 522 nt
Organism: Trypanosoma theileri
Lineage: Eukaryota; Euglenozoa; Kinetoplastea; Trypanosomatida; Trypanosomatidae
Exons: 1
Coding region: 1-522 (173 amino acids)
Source: RefSeq, a predicted model, not a curated record